UAGGCAUAUGAAGCUUCCUCAUCAAAUCAAAUAAAGACGAUUAGGAAAAAAAGAAUGUACACAUUAGGAGAUCACUCAAAAUACCUUCCUAAGUCCUAACAAACCACCCCGUAUUAAUCUAUAAAGAAAUCGUUUCUGAUAUUCAUCUCAAAAUUAGCAAUAAUUUAGGGAAAUCCUGAAAAUUAUAAAAAAUAUUCCAUGCUAUUUGUAGACAUAAAAAAAACAGUCAAGUACGAACCAAAUUGUGUGAGCAGUAAAUUGCAACAAUCAGUGAGUCAGAUCCUUUCUCUUUCUUCUUCUUCUUCCUUUAAACCCCACUUAAUUUCUCCUCGACAUUCCCCCAAAAACAUACACCUUCCUAUUUAAUACUCCCCUUUAAUUCACAUUUACACCAAUAAAUCUCCAGCUCUUUUCUCAAUAACCCCAGAAUUUCUCUCUCUAAUGGAAGAUUUCGGCCUUUUUGAACCCGACCCGCUUCUGCAAUCCGGAGCUUUCAUUGAUCCAAACCCGAUUUCUUCAAAUGGGGUCAUCCCUCCAACCGUUGAUCCGGUUGCGGUGGAAUCUCCGGCGCAGAUUCCCGAUGAAAAGGGCGGAGGAGCAACUUCGAAUGGGAGUAAGAAGAAAUCCGGUAAGAAAACUGCUGCCGGGGAUGAAUCUCAGCCGUCCGAUUGUACUAUUGUGCCGAAUCCUGAUUGGUUGUCUUCUGAUUGGGUGGUUCAAGAGCGUGUUAGGAAUUCCGGUGCUUCUAAAGGUUCUCGCGAUAAGUACUAUAUAGAGAAAGCGACAAAGGUUAGGCUCAGGUCAAAGAAGGAAGUGCUCAACUAUAUCCAAACAGGAAGUUCCACAAAGAGAAAGAAUAAAACAGAUGAUGCUAAUGGUUCGCCUGUGCCUGACUCUGCCACCCCUAAGCGGAAGAAGGCUGAGUCAAAGGCAAAAGUUUCUUGGAAGAACUUCAAUUUUCACGAUGCCCCGGCGAAGGUGAAAUGGGUCUUGUCUGAUAUCUAUGAAGGGACGUGGAGGCCCUUGACCAAUAGCGUUGAGAGGGUCCCUGAAUCUGCCAAGCAAGAAUGGAGUGCAGCUUUUACUUACCUCUCUUUACCAAAUGGUAGCAAUGGAGCAUUAUUCUAAGAGUUAUCCUCUCUCUCGAUUGUGGGAUUAAAAAGGCUAGUUAAAACAUACUAACAAACCACAGAAGUGAACCAUGUCUAUAUAGUGUAAUAGUGUCUUUCCUUUUGCUUCUUUUUGAGCUGAAUAUUUGUGAAUAAUCUUAACAUUUAUGGUGCAUGGUUCUUUUGACCCAAUAGGACUAGUUAGAUUGAAAUUUAGCUAGUUUUCUUUUGUUAUUACAACUUAGUAAUUUGAAUUCUCUGCAUUUUGAAGUUGCAAGCCUUGGUUCUUAAUGUUCUUUUUACAA
This is a messenger RNA of Chenopodium quinoa (quinoa), 1414 nucleotides long. RefSeq names its product methyl-CpG-binding domain-containing protein 6-like. Lineage: Eukaryota; Viridiplantae; Streptophyta; Magnoliopsida; Caryophyllales; Amaranthaceae. The transcript is spliced from 3 exons. The record is from RefSeq and is a predicted model, not a curated record. Bases 442 to 1128 code for a protein of 228 amino acids. Gene Ontology annotation, molecular function: DNA binding.